AUGACAACAUCGUUCGAGAAUUUUCAAGGAGAUACUCUUAUGACUCAUGAACAAAAAAUAAUCUUAAACAAAUUUUACGGUAAAUGUGAUCAAUAUUGGCAAUUAAUUUACAAAGCUACAAGAGAUGGAUUUGAUGCAAUGUCAUUUCAUCGUCUUUGUAAUAAUCAAGGACCAACACUAACACUUAUCCAGUCGACAAAUAACUGUCUAUUUGGUGGUUACGCUUCCGAGAGUUGGCAAUCUUCUUCAAGUUUUGUCGAUGCUCCAGAGUCAUUUCUUUUCCUAUUAACCAAUGCAAAUGGAAAUCAACCGACAAAAUUUCCUUAUAAGAAUGAUGGAAAAGCAUUGUACAAUUUCAAUUCAUAUGGACCGAUAUUUGGUGGAGGAGCGGACUUAUAUAUCACUAAUCAAAGUGAUACAUAUCGUUAUAGUUAUUGUAAUCUGGGUGUUAGUUAUGCUAAUUCACUUGAUCUUGGAGUAAAUACUUUUACUGGUUCACAAUACUUUCAAACGAAUGAAAUUGAAAUUUUUAAAUUAUCUUAA
Molecule: messenger RNA, 543 nt
Organism: Adineta ricciae
Lineage: Eukaryota; Metazoa; Rotifera; Eurotatoria; Adinetida; Adinetidae
Source: the annotation of a GenBank genome assembly